AUGGCGGUUCUACCCACCUCACCCCUGCGGCGACGAGCUAGUGGCAUCGUUGGCAAUGGCGGCAAUGGGCCGCAGAGCAACGGCGAAAAUCCCUUGUGAGUCUCCCGACUGAGCACAUUGCUGCCUUGGCUGCGUUCAUGCGCUUCGCAACACUCCCUCGACGCACACGCGCAAGACUCCCUUAGACAACGUCGCGACCAUCUGAACUAGCCUCAUGGCUACGGCACAUCUAUGACUGACACGCUGACGUCUUCAUGCUCAGUCGGUGGGGUAUCAUUGGUACUGGGCCUUUGGCUACCCGCUUCAUAGCGGAGAUCAGGGAGCGCGAAUCGGCGGUCGGCAGCAGUUCACGCAGGUGAGUUCAGGAGUACCCCAUAGAAAUGGCGCCCUUCGCAGAUUCUGCAAAUGAAGGAGCAUGAGGACAGAUGGCUCCGGAACAGGUUCGCACCAGAGUCAGAAAAAAAUGGCGCUGCGGAGCUCCUUCGCUUGACAGUUGCGCAUAUAUUUACCCCCUCGUCCACGUCGCAGCCAACGAGCCCACAAAGUUCUCGCAGUCCAGGCCGCCUCAAAGGUCUUAGUGACUUCAUUCCUACAUUCCAACUUUCCCCCGUCGACUUCGGCGCCCUUGAGCCACUCGACACUCACGGAAAUGCUGGCCUUGUCUGAAAUUGAUGCUGUCCUGGUCGCAACCUCCAAUCAGAGUCAAAGAGGCGAUCAGGCUGCCACUGCCCUCAGGGCUGGCAAGGCAGUCUUGCUCCCCAAGCCUUUGGGUGUCAGCGCCGCCGAGGCUAAGGAGCUCUGCGCUCUCGCUACAAAAAACAGGUCGUGGCUAGCUAUGCCGAUGUCGGACAGCACAACGUGAGUGCGGACCGGAAGUCCACACGGAGGAGAGUUGCUAUGUAACAGCAGCCGAGAUGAGAAGCGGAUCCGGUCCGCAUCUCAUUUACCAGACGCGUAGCACUGACGCGAUUCUAUUGGUCUGGUCAAUCCCCAUGAACGCGCUGCAGACUAGUACACGCUGCGGAUCACUGCUCACAAGGCGUUCAAGGGAAAAUUUCCGAAACGCCUGCCUUGGCCUGGUCGCAAAGCUUAGCCGUGCUAGAGGUGCGUUGCACGCCAGGCGUCCCCAUACUUGCACUUCAUUUGAGCACGCCUUUCCCACGCGCAGAUUUUGGAUGACCUUCGGAUACAAGGCAACUUGCCAGCACCUCCCGACAAGCCACCUGAAGAGCCAGCGGAGCCUCUCCAUAGCGCCAAACCAACGUCGGCCCGAUCUAUUGCAGACCCAAAGAGCGCGGGCGCCGUUGCCUUUCCAAGAGACGAAACGCCAUCCAAGGGAGAUGAUGAGACCUGUUUGAGCGGCCCGCGAAGCGCACCUUUACAGACAAAUCGACCUUCGAGUCGCUUGAGCACCACGAGCGAGACCAGCGUUGCCAGUGGGAGCGCAAGUCAUGGAGAUGCCAGCGCAGACAGAGGUAUGUCACUCAGGCCCGCACACGCCAAGCAAAUGCUGAUGCUGCAACCAACGCGCAUCUCGUCAAUCCCUGAUUAGGAGCUUUACGAGCUCAGGUGCAGGAGAUGAAACACAUCAUCAGGCAGCAAAAGGGCGUCAUUGCGACGCUGGAGCAGAAAGCAGGCCUGCAAACUGGUGCUUCUUCGUCAUGGGCUGCGCCAUCGAAAUACAAAGGUGCGCAGGGGUCAGGCGUGGGUAUGGGAACGCCCCCAUCUGCUUAUAGCAGGCUAAGAGUCGUGAGCGGUGCUUCCGAUCGAGAUGGCGUCACGGUGGAUCGAGAAGGCGUCCGCAGUGCAAGUCCGGCCGGCAGCAUCUCGAGCGUUGGCCGUCGUCGGCGCCGAGAUAGUGGAACUGCGACAAAGGUGGAUCCUGCAGUCGUCCCUGUAGGCAGUGCUAAUCAAUUGGGACUAGCUGCUGUGAAGGAGGCCGGACCCAGCAAUCUGGCCCUGGGAGAAGGACUCUUAGCUCCGACAAUAGCAUCCGAGAAUCGGCGCGUGGCAAGCACCAAUGGCGCAUCCACCGAUAGCGCACAGAGUUCAAACGGCAUCGUGGGAGGAACGGCAGCAGGAGGUUCGUCUGGUAAAGUCAUCCAACAGCUUACAAGUGAGCUUGCCGCUGCGCGCAGCGCGCUGGAGGAGACCAAGGUCCAAUUGAGGGCUUCGCAAAAAUCUCAGGCUGCGGUGCAGCGGUCUUGGGACGAAACAAAGGCUGCUCUGAAUAGGUCACGAGCGGAGAACGAAAAUUCAGGAAGCAUGCUCACUCGCAAAGACCGGCAAGCAUCGGAAGCGCUAGAGAGAGCUCGGAAAGCUGAGAAGGAGGCCAAAGAGCUUGGUAAAGCGAGCAGAGAAUGGGGUUCGCGGGUCAGAGAGGUGGAAGCGGAGCUGGGAGAAGAGAGACGACGGAAACAGAAGACCGAGGCAAGCUAUGAAGCGUUGACGAGCGCUUGGAAGACGAUGCGAGAGACGUGGGAGAAGGAGCUUGGAGGUUUGAGAAAGCAGUUGAAAGACCAGAUCGCUGAUAAUGCGGCACAGGCCAAGAAGAUGACCGACACGUUCGACGAGGCCAAACAGGCUUGGUUAGGUCGCGAAAGCGAGCGACAGAGUCUGGAUACGACUUUAACAAGACUGCAAGAGGAGAGAGAAAAGGCGAAAGAAAUCGUCACCAGGCAGGUCGAAGAGCUGGUCAAACAGCUGGUCGAGCACGAGAAGCACACUGGCAGUCAAGAUGCCAAUGUGGAAGAAUGCGCUUCUGCAGUCCGACGAAUGAUCCGUUUGGCCAGGGCAAACGAUACGACCACACCUUUCUGA
Molecule: messenger RNA, 2820 nt
Organism: Ceraceosorus bombacis
Lineage: Eukaryota; Fungi; Basidiomycota; Exobasidiomycetes; Ceraceosorales; Ceraceosoraceae
Source: the annotation of a GenBank genome assembly